Messenger RNA from Callithrix jacchus (white-tufted-ear marmoset), 1027 nucleotides. RefSeq names its product ubiquitin B (gene UBB). Lineage: Eukaryota; Metazoa; Chordata; Mammalia; Primates; Cebidae. The record is from RefSeq and is a predicted model, not a curated record. Gene Ontology annotation, molecular function: protein binding.
AUAAAUUUGAGCUCCGCCGAAACGGAGCGUUUAGGGGUGAGUGGCUUUGUCGAGUGGAGGUUAGUCGGAGUUCAGUGGCUGAGCGUGCUUAACCAUUCGUAGAAUCGUCCUAUCCCCUAACAGGUACUGGCCCACGACCUUAGUGAACAGGGGGAACGUGAAGAGGGGGCAUAGGUCGAAAUGCAGAUCUUCGUGAAGACCCUGACCGGCAAGACCAUCACCCUGGAGGUGGAGCCUAGUGACACCAUCGAAAAUGUGAAGGCCAAGAUCCAAGAUAAAGAAGGCAUCCCCCCCGACCAGCAGAGGCUCAUCUUUGCAGGCAAGCAGCUGGAAGAUGGCCGCACUCUUUCUGACUACAAUAUCCAGAAAGAGUCGACCCUGCACCUGGUCCUGCGUCUGAGAGGCGGUAUGCAGAUCUUCGUGAAGACCCUGACCGGCAAGACCAUCACCCUGGAAGUGGAGCCUAGUGACACCAUCGAAAAUGUGAAGGCCAAGAUCCAGGAUAAGGAAGGCAUCCCCCCCGACCAGCAGAGGCUCAUCUUUGCAGGCAAGCAGCUGGAAGAUGGCCGCACUCUUUCUGACUACAAUAUCCAGAAAGAGUCGACCCUGCACCUGGUCCUGCGUCUGAGAGGUGGUAUGCAGAUCUUCGUGAAGACCCUGACCGGCAAGACCAUCACCCUGGAGGUGGAGCCUAGUGACACCAUCGAAAAUGUGAAGGCCAAGAUCCAAGAUAAAGAAGGCAUCCCCCCCGACCAGCAGAGGCUCAUCUUUGCAGGCAAGCAGCUGGAAGAUGGCCGCACUCUUUCUGAUUACAACAUCCAGAAAGAGUCGACCUUGCACCUGGUCCUGCGUCUGAGGGGUGGCUGUUAAUUCUUCAGUUUUGCAUUCGCAGUGCCCAGUGAUGGCAAUAUAGCCAUCACUAUAUUGCACUAUAGUCAUUUGCCCCAACUUAAGUUUAGAAAUUACAAGUUUCAGUAAUAGCUGAACCUGUUUAAAAUGUUAAUAAAGGUUUUGUUGCAUGUUAGUA